AGGCACAUCACGAUAUUGUCGGAUCUGGAGCCGCAUACGCUAUGCCGGUAUGCCGGUAUGCCGGGCAAGUAUACUUAUUUAAAAGGGCCAUUGCCGCAAGGCGCAAGGAGGAGAAAAGUUAAGGACUCGUUACUACAUCAUCUCUACCGACAUCAGCGUUUCCUUUUGUUUAUAUUUCUGUCUUUGUGGAAAGAAUACGAUUUUUACAUUUAAUCCUUAGUCUCUUGAAGUAUCUUUAACUUGAUCUUAACGCCAAUUGAUACCUCGAUAAUAUCUUCAUAUAGACGAAAACAUGAAGUCCUCUAGUACACUCAGCCGGCUGAGCUUAGUUGCCUCUGCAGCGUUAUCUCUCUUCACUACCUCUUCCCAAGCACAGGAUGCUAAUAGCACAUCACCAAAUACGACCGCCGCCUCGGCCUUUAUCUCACCUCCGCGAGACCUCGCAUUCGCACUCAAUGUCCCUAGCGACUCUACCACCGAUCUAUACUUCUCAUUGAUGUUCCCGGAGGGGACGAGCUGGGGGGCCGUUGGACUUGGAUCCGACCGCAUGGCUGGCUCGCUGAUUCUGCUAGCAUACCCGUCGGAAUCAGGGCAGAACGUCACAUUGUCGCCGCGAAUCGCUUCGGGUCACUCAGAGCCCGUAUAUACCCCUGAUAUCCAGGUCGACGCAUUAGAUGGUACUGGACUCAACAACGGGACUUUUAUCUUCAAUGGGCGUUGUAGCAACUGUCGGUCAUGGUCGGAUGGGAAUGGAAAGAUCGAUGUUGCGAGCAAGUCACAGAAUAUGAUAUAUGCCACGGGCGACAGUGGCACCCUCAAGUCUGAUUCGUUCGAUACGCCGCUGAGGAUGCACUAUAACUAUGGUACAUUCACGUUAGACAUGGCCCACGCUACGGGACCGGCGGGCGUUCCGAUAAUUGAUAGGUCGGAGAACAGCACACUAGUCGCUACGACUCAGGGGCUAUCAAAGGAAGGCAAAAAGGAUGUCGCGGCAUUGAUGCACGCGAUCAUCAUGGUUUUCGUGUUUGUCGGUUUAUAUCCCUUCGGCAUUUUUGUUCUACGCUUGGGAAGUUGGGUCCGUUGGCACGGGAUUAACCAGGGCUUCGCUUUCAUUCUCACUAUUGUCGGCUCGGGUCUUGGCUUCUCGAUCAGCAAGUACUACAAUAGGUCCAAGAAGGUCAACACCGCCCACCAGGUUAUCGGCAUUCUCAUCUUCAUUUUCAUUUUCGCCCAGUUUGCCCUAGGCUUCUUACACCACCGCAAUUUCAAGAAGACACAGCAGAAGACCAAGAUGGCCCCUAUUCACGUAUGGAUGGGCCGCGUGAUCAUCGUUAUGGGUGUCGUUAACGCAUUCCUUGGCUUCCCGCUCGCUCAGGCAUCGCAGUACAACUAUGUCCUCGCAGGUCUCAUUCUUUUCCUCUUCCCAGCCAUGAUCCUCAUCCUCGUUACGAAGAAAUUCAUCCAAAAAAGGUGGAAUAAGUCUAAGAACGAACCAACUGGUUACAAUAUGGAGCCGUGGAACCAGCAGAACGGCCAGGCGGGGCAAGGUAACGGCGCUGCGAAUACGCAACAGCCCAUGGGGCAGAAUGCGAGCAUACCCAGCAUGAGCACGUAUGCACCGCAUCAUGCACAGGGCAUGAAGGCAGAUCUCGGACCGCAGCAGAAUACUCGAGAAUACGUGUAAGAGGGUAGUAUGGUGAACAUAAUUAGGUAAUUACCUAGGCUGUGCCGGUAUAAAAUGCAUCAAUAGGGAGUUUCGGUAUAGGGUCAUUCAUUUAUACUCGGACGGGCAAGGGACAGGGUUAGGUCAAUUGGAUAACGGGGCGCAACAUGAAUAUAGUGAAAAGGGGGUAGUCAUUUCCAACCGGUCACUUACAUGUGUCCAUUUUUCUAAUAUUCUUACUCUUUAUGAUUAGGUACUUACUCAAAAUAUGGUAGGAAGAGGUGAACGUAACCAUCGCGUACGUCUCGGUCGAAAGUAUGACACCGUGCAGUAACGUUCUUGUGUCUCGAGUAUACACUGUCUAGAUAUUCCCCAUACGAUCCAGCUCCUGUAUUCCUACAAAUAUGGACGCAUGCCGGUACUUAAGGGGUUAUAAAUUAAUUCUAAAGCGGAAAUGGAAUCUGAUGCUACUGAACACGGGGCUUCCGGGGCUUCAAUGUACUUUAUCC
Messenger RNA from Daldinia decipiens, 2172 nucleotides. Its product is annotated as putative iron reductase domain protein. The record is from RefSeq and is a predicted model, not a curated record. Bases 293 to 1684 code for a protein of 463 amino acids. Lineage: Eukaryota; Fungi; Ascomycota; Sordariomycetes; Xylariales; Hypoxylaceae. The transcript is spliced from 4 exons.